Molecule: messenger RNA, 1958 nt
Organism: Folsomia candida
Lineage: Eukaryota; Metazoa; Arthropoda; Collembola; Entomobryomorpha; Isotomidae
Product: UDP-glucuronosyltransferase 2C1
Exons: 5
Coding region: 297-1928 (543 amino acids)
Molecular function (GO): UDP-glycosyltransferase activity
Source: RefSeq, a predicted model, not a curated record
AUUACCAUAUAACCAUCUCCACUUUCUGAUAACGUAAUGCGCAAACUAUUGACUAUGAGUAGAUAGUGGAGAUGCAGGGCGAAUGUAGAUAUCCUUUUAUCUGUAUUUGAUUGUAUGUACAAACUGAGAAUCACUCCUCAGUUAAUCAAAGUGUUUGCUAGUUCAUGUUAUAUGUACAUGUAACAUGUGCAUAUAAUGUUACAUAAUUGAAUAGCUAACUAUAUAUUCUGAUACUACCACUUGACUGAGUUCCUCCCACACAUUACACCUUCUUUGGAAACUAUAUAUACAUACAUAUGUAUCUACUAAAUAGUAGCUAUACAAUGAGGAAACUAUUCUUCUUGGCGGCCCUCGCCAUCGUUGCCUUCUUGCUCCCACCCACCACGCCCACUCUGACACGAACAACAGUAACCACUCAACCCUCGAGGAUCCUUUUCCUCUCAUUCUUUUCCGGUAAAUCACAUCGUCUGACCUAUUUGCCCCUCAUCCAAGAACUUGCUCGGCGAGGUCAUCAUGUCACCGUUCUCACCCCUCUCCUGAGCUCAAAUGCAACAACAACCACGCCCAAGAACAAUAUUCGAGAAAUUCAAACGCUAGACAGCUAUACUGAAUUUUUUUCGAAAUUUGAUCCCAUCAAAAUAAAAGAGACAAACGACAUGAUGAAUCCCUUUCGAAUGAUUGACCUGUUUGAGAAGAUUUGCAGAAAGAGCUAUAAGUUGCCAGAAAUUAUGGGACUGUUAAAUGAAAAGUUUGACCUGAUUUCUAUGCAGCCGCAAGUUAACGAGUGUGCAUUAGGUCUGGUAUACAAACUUGGGUCUCACCUCGUUCUGUUCUCUCCUGCUGGUGCUCCCAACUAUGUCACUAAACUCAUCGGAUCUCAUCAACCAUUCUCAUUCGCGUCUCAUUUUUUUCUCGGGUAUUCGGAUGAAAUGUCAUUUGCGCAACGGUUUGUUAAUUUUGGUUUUAAUGUCCUAUUCGACUUACAAAUGGAAUGGGUGUACCAACCAGCAAUGACCAGGAUCUAUCGGGAAGAGUUGAAUGAUGAUAGCAUUCCCGACGUGGGGGAAAUCAUGGGCAACGCAGAUUUGAUUUUAAGCAACUCUCAUUUUAGCUUAAGUGGCCAUCGAAAUCAUCUUCCGGGUGUGGUCGAGGUUGGGGGAAUCCAUUCUUUUGGAGUUGGAAGAACAAAAACCAAACUUCCUGAGGGUCUGAACAGGUUUCUCUCACAAGGUCACCCAAAAGGUUUUAUCCUGUUUAGCUUGGGCACGAUAAUCAAUACGAAUACAAUUUCAAUAGAAAAGCGAAACAUUUUUAUGAAUACGUUUUCAAAAUUAACUGAAUACGGAAUUAUAUGGAAAUGGGAUGACUCAAGUAUUCACACCCCGUCCAACAUAUUCAUCUCGAAUUGGGUGCCUCAAGAGGACUUGUUACGACAUCCGAAUAUUAAAUUAUUCAUUACUCAUUGCGGUUUAGGUGGAACUGAAGAAGCAAUUCUAAACGGAAUCCCGAUGUUGGGCAUGCCUUUGGUUGGCGACCAGCCGUUGAAUGCAAAACAAGCAGAGAGACUUGGAAUUUUAAAAGUGCUGGAUUGGAAUGAGAUCACAGAGGAAGCCUUGUUACAUGGGAUUCAGGAGGUGUUAGAGAAUAAAAAGUAUCGCCAAAAUGCGGAAGCGCUUUCAAAAAUUUUCAAAGACCAGCCAGACAAUCCAUUGGACCUAGCCGUCUUUUGGUUAGAAUACAUCUUACGACAUAAUGGAGCACCGCAUCUUAAGUCUUCUGCAAGGAAGCUAAAUUAUUUUCAGUAUCAUAGUUGGGAUGUGAUUUUUGUCUAUGUAGGAAUUAUUUUGUCUUCUGUUUGGCUUACUUUAAAGUUUUUUAGUGUCAUGUGUUGUAAAAUGAGACAAAAAGUCCAUUAUAAACAGAGUUAAUUUUAUAAAAUUUGUAUUGGAUUUAUCGGA